Molecule: messenger RNA, 1588 nt
Organism: Adelges cooleyi (spruce gall adelgid)
Lineage: Eukaryota; Metazoa; Arthropoda; Insecta; Hemiptera; Adelgidae
Product: solute carrier family 35 member F6-like
Exons: 9
Coding region: 192-1238 (348 amino acids)
Cellular component (GO): intracellular membrane-bounded organelle; membrane
Source: RefSeq, a predicted model, not a curated record
AAUUUAUACUGUCGGACUCCUACUAUGUACCCACUUGGUGUAUAAUAUUUGUAUUCGUCCAUUCGCGUUCAGUUAAUGCACAAUACCUACAUAAUAUUUAUUUACAUGUUAUUAUUACUUACACGAUAUUAAUAAUAAUAUUCAAGUCCUCAAAGGAGAUAUUAUAAAAUAUAUUACAUAUAUCCGUGGCCAUGGCGUUCACUCCGUAUCAAAUAAUCCUGGCAGUUGGAUUGGUCUUUACGGGAUUCACGAACACAAUAAGCAUCAAAUGGGCGGAUAAUAUCGAAUCAGCUGGAACCGAUGGAAAAGUUCGCAAAUUUAACCACCCUUUUGUUCAGGCUUUAAUCAUGUUUCUUGGAGAAUUCAUGUGCUUGUUGGUCUUUAAAAUUGCUUUUAAGUACCACAUGAAAAGACAGUAUUCUGUGGAAGACAGUAGAAUUGUAAAUGGUAACCAAAAGUUCAAUCCACUUUUAUUUUUUUUCCCGGCCAUAUGCGAUAUGGUGGCCAGCACACUUAUGUACAUAGGUCUCAACUUUACAUACGCGUCGAGUUACCAAAUGUUAAGAGGUGGCGUAAUCAUAUUCACCGCUAUCCUUUCUAAAAUGUUUCUUCGCAGAAAAGUUACCGUUCGACAUUGGAUGGGUAUACUUCUAAUAAUCGUCGGAUUAUGCGUAGUAGGUAUAUCGGAUUUGUUAGUAUCAAAGAAGUCCACACAAGUCGAUGGUUCGUACACAACCGAAGGAAUUAUUACAGGCGAUUUGUUGAUAUUUGUCGCCCAAAUCAUAACCGCCGCCCAAAUGGUGUACGAAGAAAAGUAUGUGGUCGCAAACGACAUUCCGGCAUUGCAAGCCGUUGGUUGGGAAGGAGUGUUCGGUAUGGUCGCGAUGAGCUUACUCUUGAUACCUUUCUACUUUAUUAAAGUCGGCGAACCUUUAGCGAGCAAUUCUCGAGGGUCGCUCGAAGAUUUCCCAGACGCUAUUGCACAGAUUGUGAACAACAAAAUAUUAUUUGCUGCUCUGAUGGGCAACGUUGUCAGUAUUGCUUUUUUCAACUUCAUGGGGAUCAGCGUGACUAAGGAAAUAUCUGCGACCUCUCGAAUGAUACUGGAUUCACUCCGUACGUUUUUCAUAUGGACUUUUUCUUUGGCCGUGGGAUGGCAAGCGUUUCAUUUCCUCCAGCCAAUUGGUUUUGGGACCCUACUGAUUGGAAUGUGCGUUUAUAACAAUAUGAUUAUUUGAUGGACGUGCACUUGUAUCGAAACGCCCGAAGAAAUACGAACACUGUAUUAUAUUUAAGCCAGAUCGAAUGACCCAAAGAAUUUAACUGUAGAAGUAUUUAGUAUAGUUUUAAUAACGCCAAACGUAUAAGCAUUGAAUGUUUGAGUUUUUUUUUUUUUAAAUAUAAAGAGUUAGGCGUGGUAUGUACCACUGCCAAUGAUGUUAUACUUCACUCUGCUUUUUUAUGACCUAGCUCAAAACAAUUGUUGAUCUUAAUAGUGUUAAACAAAAUGAAAUGUUUUAACGACCUACGCAAUUAUGUAUUUGUAUAUGUAUAUAUUUAUAAUAAAAAUAUAUUUUUUUAAUUUAAA